CCCCCCCCCACCCUCUCUCUCUUCUACUAUGGAAGGUCAUGAUGGUGGUGAUACAAUGAUCAUGGGGGUGAUGACAAGCCACAUGAAAGGUAAACGGACAAAACGCCGAAGACCAUCGUCAGCGCUUUCGCUAACCCUAGCCUCCACAUCCUCCUCCACCACAACCACCACGAGCGAAACUAGUGCCUCAGCCAACCACAACGGGUUGUUUCGAAUGCCUUCCACAACCUCCAUUGAGUUCACCAACAUUCUUCAAGAUAACCACACCAACAACGACCAAGACAUAGCCAACUGCCUCAUGCUCUUGGCUCAUGGCCACCAUCUACCUCCACCACCGCGAUCAUAUGUUUACGAAUGUAAAACAUGUGAUCGCGGUUUCCCCUCGUUUCAAGCCCUUGGUGGCCAUAGAGCCAGCCACAACAAACCCCACAAGGAUGUUCAUGAACUUUCCAAAAAUAAAACAUCUAUUUUAACUAGUCCCCACAAGCCCUUAUCAUGUAACCCUAGUGGUUCCGGUUCCACCAAAGGGCUUAAGGUUCAUGAAUGUUCAAUAUGUGGUUCUGAGUUUACAUCUGGUCAAGCACUAGGUGGUCACAUGAGGCGACAUCGGUCCAUGACCAUGGCUAAUACUACAUCAAAUGGGCAUCACGAGUCCAAGAAACACAAAGCCGCGCUACCGUUGGAUCUAAAUCUUCCGGCUCCUAUGGAGGAUGAACACAAGGAAAUUACCAAUAAUUCUUUUGGAUCAAACAACCAGAUCAUCGUCUUCUCAGCUUCACCUGCAUUGGUUGACUGUCAUUUCUAAUCACAGGAUUUAUUAGGGUAUGCUAAAUUGCUAACACCAUUCUUCAUUGUUUAUUAGAUUCCUUCAGAUUCUUUCAAUUUGUUCAUAUGGAUAUAUGAUUCAUUAUGAUUGUAACAAUAUUAGAUUGUUUGACGAGAUGGGAAAUUAUAAUUCAUGUUUGUUUA
This is a messenger RNA of Helianthus annuus (common sunflower), 969 nucleotides long. RefSeq names its product zinc finger protein ZAT5. The transcript has a single exon. The record is from RefSeq and is a predicted model, not a curated record. NCBI's taxonomy places the organism in Eukaryota, Viridiplantae, Streptophyta, Magnoliopsida, Asterales, Asteraceae. The coding region runs from base 29 to 805 and encodes 258 amino acids.